AUGGGGCAGUCGCGACUUUGCGCAGCCGCGCAGCCACCCCAAGAUCUACCUCGAUCGAUUUCCUGGGCCCCCAGUCACACCACUCCACCUGGAAACCACCAUCUUCCCCUCCUCAACCCUCAACCCGCCGUACUCAUGUGUCAAUCUCGGCUGGCUAGGACGGAGAGUCAGACAGCUUCUCCCGAGACCGAGCCUCAAGUUGUUGCCGGGAUCGAGCCUCAAGGUGUCGCCGAGCUCGAACCUCAAGCUGCCGCCGAGACCGAGCCUCAAGCUGCCGCCGAGACCGAGCCCCAAGCUGUCGCCAAGACCGAGCCUCAAGCUGCCGCCGAGACUGAGCCCCAAGCUACCGCCGGGAUCGAACCUCAAGCUGUCACUCAAAUUGGAGUGUCUUAUGAGAAGCUGCCUGAAGACAUGCCCGACGACAGAUCACUUGAUCAAGCUUUACCUAUCGAGAAGCCCGCAGAAGCCGUAUCAGAUGAGAAGAACCAAGCCGUAACUGAUCAGCAGAUACCUCAACCGGAAGCCCCACAGGCACAGCAGAAGACUCGGCUUCUAUGUAAACCGUGCAACCGAAAGUUUGCGGAAGAGACGCAUUACGAGAACCAUCUGAUUCAUUCGCCUCGACAUUUCUACUGCAAAAAGUGUAAGAGGGACUUCGCAUCCGAGUCGGCCAGACAGGCCCAUCUCACCCAUGCUCAAGUUCACAAGCAUGAUUUAUCACGUCGCCACCAAUUUCGUGGCUUCAGCUGUCCUUCUCGGGAGUGUCGAGGAUCGUUCCUCAGCGAAUCCGGAGUCUUAGCGCACCUAGAAUCGGGGUGUUGUACUUCAGGAGCAGACCAAGCGAUGGUCGACAAAUCGAUGGUGAUACAAGACUCGAAGCAGGUCUUUAUUAGACACGCACGAGUCGCCUUACCGGAGGAGCGAGAGGUACCGAUUGAAAAGACCAUCAACCCCUGUCCACUCUGUCCCAAAAAAUUCCGCUACCGUGCCGGUCUCCUCCAACAUCUCGGCUCCUCUAAACAUACCAAUAAAGGUCGGGAGCCUUACAAGUGUCCCGCCUCGACUUGCGAUAAAGCUACCUUCCCGUCCCUCAGCUCUCUCUUGCUUCAUAAAGAGAGAGGCAAGUGCAACUUGGAUUUGAAUAGUGCCAUCGUAGAAUUGCUGGAUCACUAUCUCCACCACUUAUAUGAUGGAAUUCGAAAGAUGUGA
Messenger RNA from Puccinia graminis f. sp. tritici CRL 75-36-700-3, 1209 nucleotides. RefSeq lists its product as uncharacterized. Lineage: Eukaryota; Fungi; Basidiomycota; Pucciniomycetes; Pucciniales; Pucciniaceae. Gene Ontology annotation, molecular function: RNA polymerase II cis-regulatory region sequence-specific DNA binding; DNA-binding transcription factor activity. The transcript has 2 exons. The coding region runs from base 1 to 1209 and encodes 402 amino acids. Gene Ontology annotation, biological process: regulation of transcription by RNA polymerase II. The record is from RefSeq and is a predicted model, not a curated record.